GCGCCGGCGCGCGGGCGCGAGCGGUUAAAGCGCUUUUCGGUGUUCGAGGACCUAGAUUUGUUCCCUCGGCCUGCCGGGUUCGAAGUCCCCUCAGCAAGGACCAAGGAGACUACCUCCUCCUAAGGAUUGUUUUCCUCCGGCUCCGAAGCCUCUCGGCGACCGUCUGUGGCCCUUGCCCUUUGACCCCGUGGCGGCGGGGUGAGAGGUCGGGUGGCCAUCUUGUGGCGGCGGCGCGGGCGGCUGUUACUGCGGAGACCUGUCCCCUCCCCCCACCUGGUACCCCUAGCUGUCUGUCAGUCGGCAGAGAGCCCUGCAGCCUGUCAGCGGAGGCCUGGGCCGAGUGCAGUCGCUUUCCCCGUCUCAUCGGGCGGCCCAGGCUGCUUCUCACCACCCCCACCAUGUCCUCCUUCUCGGAGUCGGCGCUGGAAAAGAAGCUCUCAGAGCUGAGCAACUCUCAGCAGAGUGUGCAAACCCUAUCCCUGUGGCUCAUCCACCACCGCAAGCACGCAGGACCCAUCGUCUCCGUGUGGCACCGCGAGCUCCGCAAAGCCAAAUCAAAUAGAAAACUUACUUUUCUAUACUUAGCAAAUGAUGUCAUCCAAAACAGUAAAAGGAAAGGACCUGAGUUCACAAGAGAAUUUGAAUCUGUCCUUGUGGAUGCUUUUUCUCACGUUGCCAGAGAGGCAGACGAAGGCUGUAAAAAACCUUUAGAAAGAUUGCUGAACAUCUGGCAAGAACGAAGUGUCUAUGGCGGCGAGUUCAUACAGCAGCUGAAGCUGUCUAUGGAGGACUCCAAGAGCCCUCCCCCCAAAGCAGAAGAGAAGAAAUCUCUAAAACGAACUUUUCAGCAGAUACAAGAGGAGGAAGAUGAUGACUACCCUGGAAGCUACUCUCCCCAAGAUCCUUCUGCAGGUCCUCUCUUGACUGAAGAGUUAAUCAAAGCUUUGCAGGAUCUGGAAAAUGCAGCAUCAGGGGAUGCUACUGUUCGACAGAAGAUUGCUUCCCUGCCCCAGGAAGUGCAAGAUGUGUCCCUGCUGGAAAAAAUUACAGACAAAGAGGCAGCUGAACGUCUUUCAAAAACAGUAGAUGAAGCAUGUCUGUUACUAGCGGAAUAUAACGGGCGCCUGGCAGCAGAACUGGAAGACCGGCGCCAGCUGGCUCGAAUGCUGGUGGAGUACACCCAGAACCAGAAAGAGGUUUUGUCAGAAAAAGAGAAAAAGCUAGAAGAGUAUAAACAGAAGCUUGCUCGAGUAACCCAGGUCCGCAAGGAACUCAAGUCCCACAUUCAGAGCUUGCCGGACCUCUCACUGCUGCCUAAUGUCACAGGGGGUCUGGCACCUCUGCCCUCUGCUGGUGAUCUCUUUUCAACUGACUAGGACAGGAAUCAUGUCCCAGGUUUCUAUGUGUGCCAGAGAAAAGAAGCAAGUCACUGUUGGAGACAGUCCCCUGGCCCUAGCUCCAUCUCUUCAGCCAGCAUCUGCCUCAGUAAUGAAGCAGGGAACUCUGACUUCUCACUCUCCUCCGGCUCCCUCCUGAGCAUGGUUCAGAACCGUGCAGAUGGACUCAGUGUUGAUUCGUACUUGCUAAGAAGACACUCUCCCUCCCACUCAUGUCUCUUACCACUGCUGCGUUUCCAUCCUUAGCUCUCUUACACCCAUAAGCCAUGAAAAUCAUGUGUACUUCUGGAAGCUUUGGAGAAGCUUGCCUCAAUGACAUCACAUGUCAUGGAAGUCUGAGCUGGCCUUGAUCAGGUUCAGAACAGGCUCCCAGUGAGGACUCCGGCUGCAGAGACUGGCUUUCCUGGCCACCAUCUCCUCACAAGGUCGGCAGCCCAGCUUUGCCACAGAGUUUGCCAAAUUGUCGACAUUUCCCAACCUAAACACUUCUAUUAGAGAAGUGUUGUCAUGGUUAGGUAUGCUUGUUUUACGAGUAUUCUAGAGAAUCCAACAAUAAGAUUCAAAGCUGAUCUGAGAUAUAAAGUUAUAGUGCAAGCACAGAGGGCAGGGAUCCCAAGCCGUUUCCCUGCCACACUUCGCAAGGGUCCCCAGUUUCAGAGCGCCUUCCUAAAGCAGGACUCUCUGCCCCCUGGUGCUGGGAAGAAAGCUGUUGGGACAGCACACCCAGGCUGACAAAUGCUCCACAGCUUGAGUCUGGGCUCUUGUGCAUGUUGCUCUCACCUUCCCUUCCGUUAGGGCUGGAGCUUACAGUAACGCACCAUGCGGACACACAUCCGCAGUAUGGUAACUAAACUUGAACUUCUCUACAGGUAGGACACUGAGCACGCCAGGCAGUUCAUGCCACUCUGUCUCCAUGCUCCCAUGCAAAGGGAGGAGUGCUCAUACAGAGAACUCACCUCCAGCAGAGGAAGGGAAGGGAAGGAAACUAAUUUGGGGUUUUAAUUCCAUUAUCAUGCCAGCUGACAUUAUGACUGAAUGAUGUAGUUAAGAUUUUUACGUCUUAAAAAAAAAAAAAAAAAAAAGAGCCGGGCGGUGGUGGCGCAUGCCUUUAAUCCCAGCGCUUGGGAGGCAGAGGCAGGCAGAUUUCUGAGUUCGAGGCCAGCCUGGUCUACAGAGUAAGUUCCAGGACAGCCAGGGCUACACAGAGAAACCCUGUCUCAAAAAACCAAAAAAGAAAAAAAAGAAAAGAAAAGAUUUUUACGUCUAGUAAAGAUUGGGCCUGAGCCUGGACCUGGAAAUAAUUGUAAUCUGACAGGCUUAUUUUUGACAUUGGAAAGGGCAGAAACCAUUUUGUCCUACUAGUGUAAUAGGAAUUGUCGCCUGGAGCUGAAGUCCAAAAACCAUAAGAAGGAAUUCAGUAAAGGGGCCUUGAGAAGCUUCAUUACUUUAACUUGCUGUUUUCAGGAUCACCAAAAAAAAAAAAAAAAGCACACAUCGUUUUUACAUGUUAAAGCAAACCUAUGUGCCACCAGGCAGGCAGGCUUUGGUCUGAGAAGCCGCCCCACCUGCUAUGAGGUGAGAUUCAGUUUCGCUAUGUCCAGCCUGGUCUGGUCUUUGUGGAAGCUGUUAUUCACAUUGAAUGCAGGCUGCUGUUUGCUUGUUCACGCUGCCUUUUUUGUCAGCAUCGUUUUCUCCAGAGGCUACAGAACAGCAGUGACUCAGGUGAAAUCCCAGUCUCUGCUGUGGAACACCUCCCCACACAGCGUGCCACUUUACUGUCACAUGUACACACCGCUCUGAACAUCUCCCCCAGACACUGCUUUCCGGAAAUAGACCAAAAGACUGUAGCAGCUCUGCUCUGAUGACAACUUAGUGGAGUCAGCUCAGUGCUAUGCUUUAUUCUUUGGAGUCUCUGACCAGCAAUCAGGAUCAAGACGUGAACCAGUAACUAUUAUGUAAUGAAUGUGUUGGCCUCUUAACACCAGUUGCUAGCGACUUCCUGUGAGGAAGUUAGUUUCGUUUUAAUGAAAUGCUUCAGUUUUUUUAAUCUUCCUUGUUGUGUGCCUCCUCCUUCCUCUCCCCCCCCCCCGCCCCCCCAAGUCUCCCAACUGUGUGCUUACUUCCCUUGUUUAACUUAAGUGAAACUUUUGUUCCUGAGAGUUGAUCGGCGGGUGGGGUGGGUGGCUUCUGGUUUUGUGUUUCUUUAGGGCAUCAUAGGCCUCAAGGAUCUUUCCCUUAGGGUCAUAUUCCUCAGAAAGUCUAAAGUCUUUCUUUGUUUUUGUUUGUUUUUCUUAAAGGAUAUUUUUAAAGCUUAAAUUUGUAUAUUAAUUUAGGACUUUAUUUAGAAGUAUAGGCUGUCAUUGGUGGCAGCAGUAUAUUCUGAAAUGUCUCAUAGAUAUAUAUUUUUGAAUAAAGAUGGUGUUGUUGAACAACAUUA
Messenger RNA from Arvicanthis niloticus (Nile rat), 3834 nucleotides. It is a transcript of the gene Rprd1b, whose product is annotated as regulation of nuclear pre-mRNA domain containing 1B. NCBI's taxonomy places the organism in Eukaryota, Metazoa, Chordata, Mammalia, Rodentia, Muridae. Gene Ontology annotation, biological process: mRNA 3'-end processing. The record is from RefSeq and is a predicted model, not a curated record. Gene Ontology annotation, molecular function: RNA polymerase II C-terminal domain binding.